This is a messenger RNA of Phanerochaete carnosa HHB-10118-sp, 585 nucleotides long. RefSeq lists its product as uncharacterized. The transcript has a single exon. Lineage: Eukaryota; Fungi; Basidiomycota; Agaricomycetes; Polyporales; Phanerochaetaceae. Bases 53 to 562 code for a protein of 169 amino acids. The record is from RefSeq and is a predicted model, not a curated record.
GCAACGACCCAACGCGCCGUUUGCCACGCGCUGGGCACGCGCCGCGCGAUUUAUGGCACGCAUGGGAAACGCUAGCACAACCCCCGAAGAGACCCUCUUGUCUCAGCACGGCGGCCUGCAGGAGUCGAUGUUCGGCGUCGACGCGCCGCUGUACUGGACGCUCGUCCCCGGGGCUAUCGCGGCCGUCUACGGGCUUGUCCACGUCGCCGCGUGGGACACAGCGUUCCCGAACGCCGUAGAACGCACGCUCUGGCGCGUUACAUCGCUCGCCAUGGUCGCGUGCGGCAUCUUACCGUCCAUCGUACUGGAAUUCCUGAACGAUCUCCUGACCCAGCCCGAAAGUAUGCAUGCCAUCUUUCGGGUCUACUGCUGGUACAUGUCCAAGGAGAAGGGCGUCACGUUUCUGCGGUAUAUUUCCUAUGUGGACCUCUACGCUAGCCUCGCGUUGUAUCCGGUGUUGACAGCCUGUUUGCUUGUAGAAAGUGUGAAGCAGGUGUUCUACCUUCCAGCUGGCGCGUUCGAGCUUCCCGACUCCUCUGUCUAUGUCCCCCAUCUCUCUUGAACUCCCUGACACGGUAUAUUAUA